Molecule: messenger RNA, 3463 nt
Organism: Neodiprion virginianus
Lineage: Eukaryota; Metazoa; Arthropoda; Insecta; Hymenoptera; Diprionidae
Exons: 8
Coding region: 294-3239 (981 amino acids)
Source: RefSeq, a predicted model, not a curated record
UGACUGGAGGAAUAACGAUAGACGAUUUACGAUCCGAUUAUUUGAACGGUUACAAAGAAGACGAUUUUUUGUACACAACCGCAACGGAAAUACCGAAAAAAUUCGGCCCUUUACACUUCAAAAAAUUUGAAAUUGACGGCGCAAUUGUUGUCGAAGGUGGAGAAGAAUUGCCCAUAGAUUCGGUUCUGGUAACUGACGAUGUGUUAUUCGUGAAUCAGAAAAUUUAUAUAAAAAAUCUUACGGUGGCUAAUUUAAACGCCGAAAGUUACAACAAAAUUCCAAUCGAUUUUAUAAUGAGCGGAAAUAUCGGCGCGAAGAUAACUGGUAAAAUAAAAUACAAAAAUCUAGUAGUGAGGAAUGGAAUCAGUGUGAACGAAUUAUGGGCUGAUUUUUUCAACGGUAUAAACUUGAGAAAUUUCUUCAACGAAGUAAUGUACGUCGACAAGAGCUAUGAAAUGGAUUAUUUAGAAAUCGACCAGCUCGAGACGGAGAAUUUCGCGGUGGUAGAAAUGAACAAUUUGAAGAUGAGCGAUUUUGAAAAAAUGUUAAAAUACAAAGACGUCACCUCGAUAAAGAACAUAACCGUCGACGGGGAUUUAAUAGUUACUGGAAAUCUGAAAGUAGACUUUGUAAACGGCAUGACCUGCGAAAAUUUCAUCACAAAAUUAUCGACCGAUUACGUAGAGCUGAAAGGGCAGUCGAUAUUCGAAAAUUUCGUCGUAUUCGGAGAUCUAAACGCCAACUUGUUGGACAAUAUCAAAGUGGAAGACCUCGUUGCCAACGCGCUGUCAAAAACUAAGUGUCAGACAAUUAGCGGGAAAUUUAAAUUCGAGAAAAUUGAGGCCAGUUAUUUAAAAGCUCAUACGAUAAACGGCGUCAAUGUUACCAACUUGGCGCUAGUUACUGACCCCUUGAUAAUCGAGGGGGAUAUUACAUUCUCAAAUUUAUUGGUAAAGGGGGACAUAAUCACCGGUUAUUUGAACAACUUGGAUGUUCGCGAGAUUUACGAAAAUGCUCUGCUAAUUCCAUAUAAUCGAAUCGCACAGCUUACAGUGGACGGAAGUAUAUCGUGGGAGAAAUCAUUGCCGAAAUUGGAGUCCAUGUCGUAUCUCUUUGACAAAGCUGUGACGAAAAAUACGAAUCAAAUCAUAACGGGGGAAGUUAUAUUUGCAGAAAACGUUCGCGCCUUUCGUUUAACAAGUUCAAGAAUUAUUGGAGGAAUAGAUAUUGCGUCGAUAGUUUUAGACGCGGUUAUUCCCGAUGGAAAGCCGAUAGCAAUAAAGGGGGAAAAAUACUUUGCCAAAGGUUUGACGGUAGGGGAAUUGAAGGUUUCCGGUAACAUCGGUAUCCGCAAAGUAAACGACUGGGAUAUACUGGCGUUAAACUCUUCAAUAGUAAGGAAAUUCGAUACCGAAACGGUGACUGGUCAUACGAUAUUUCGCAAUGAGGUAAAGAUCGAGCAUUUGGACGUAACCGGAAAGGUUCACGGUCUGCCGACUCACGGUAUUGCAACCAUCAAUUACACGCUUCCGAGCAACACGAAAUUUCUACAUCUCCAAGUGCAAAGUGAACUGCGUGUGGGAAAAAUCGACGGUGUGGACAUCGAUACGUUCAUCAAAAACCGAGUCACGCUCGACGGAAACCAUGACGUUUAUUGCGACGUUAUUUUCCGUGACGCGGUCUUCGUUACCCAAAACGCGAAUUUACCGUCCAUAAAUGGCAUCCGAAUCUCCGACGUCGUGCUCAGCGACAGUUCAGAGACUCAGUUAAUAUCGGGGGAAAAGGUAUUCGUCAAAGAUCUGAGUGUCCACGGUAGAGUAAACGUCGGUCUAAUAAAUGAAAUCCCCGUGACGCACGAGUACGAAAACGGUAUUUUCAACAACGUGGAUACCCUGAUCGAUGGAAACAUCAUCUUUGCAGCAGACUUUGAGACUCAUUCAGACAUUUCCGUAUCCAAUCUAGUGAACGGUAUCAAAUUGACCGAUCUGUCAGGGGAAAUAACGAGCGAAGUAAAUACCAUGAUAAAAAACCUCGAAACCGGUCAAUCAUACAUAGACAAAAUAAUCGACAGAUCGAUAAACGCUACCGCAUCAAUGCCGGAUAUUUUCUUCUACUUGGACGUGGAUCAAGAACUCGUUAUCCGGGCCCCAAACAUCCGUAAAAUUCAAACCGUCAGCGUAGAAUCGAUGACCAAAUUGAACCUUUACGGCGUCGAACAAGGCCGGCACUGCGGUUUGCCGGAUUCUUGUCUGUGCCCUGCUCAAUAUGUGGCUGAACUCCUCGAUUACGAGUGUAAAAUUUGGAAGAUUGAUGGCGCGAGAACUGUCUAUAAUUUCCACGAAUUAGAGUCCCGUUUCGGAAUGAUAAUCGUCAGCAACGUCACAUCAAGCGGUCCCCAUUGCACACACGAAAAUCACGCCGCCGAAAUCACUACGGUUUCGUGGAUGACUUCCGAGAAGAUGCCAACCGGUCAGAUCAAGGGACACGUCGAGGCAGAACGCUUGGAAAUUGGCGGUUAUCUCAGCGAUGCCAAGACCUUUAUGAUCGGGGAAAAAUUCUACGUCGUCCUUGCCAUUUACUACGACGCAUUCGUCAAAUCCCACGAAGUAAAUUCAUUGGUUUACGAGAUAAACUUGUCUAGUGGUGAAAUUACUUUGGUGCAAAAAAUUCGAACGAGUGGUGCAAUCGCUUUGGAUAUUUUUGCCACCAAGAGGCACGGAAUACAUCUUCUUAUAGCCUGUGCACAACGCCCAGCCGAAUCUCAGAUCCAUCGUUUUAAAAUACGCAAAUCUAAGUUUGAACUGUUGAGGAGCUUUCGGACCGGAGGAAGCCAGAAUGUCAAGAGUUUGAUACUGGAAAACGAAUAUUUCGUAUUACUCGAUGAUCCUCUGGCCAAUUCUGUACACAUUUUUUAUUACAAUAGAAUAUUUGAUAACUACUAUUUUUAUCAAAGUCUAUUUCAUCAAUCGCUGGUGAAAACUAUCGAAGUAUUUUAUUCUGGAGCUUCUGGGACUAGUGAUGCCUUCGUAAUCGUUACCACUGAAGAAGGACGAUUUUUUGUCUACGAAUACAUGUACUACGGGGGAUUUCAAUUGCGCAUACAACAAUGGUUCGACGGUGUUCAAACAAUGACACAGUUCAACUAUUCUCAACGUCGAUAUAUUUUUGUCGGUGCCACGACAAAUAGCACGGUCUAUAAAAUCGUGCAACAAGGGCCAGUCAAUAAUUUAUACAAUUAAAUUUCGAAUUUUCUUCAAUCACUUGUGCAUGUUUAAUAUUUGAAUAUUUUUGGAAUUAGGAAAAAAGAAAAAAAAUGUUGAAAAACAAAAAAAAAAAGAUUGUAAAUCUUACCAAUAACGUUGUUGAAAUUAAUUUAUACUAAUUUAUUCUUACAUGAUCAUCAUACUUAAUCUAUUGUUAUACGUAUAUACUAUUAUAUUAUACACCAUGUUAUAUGACUUGU